This is a messenger RNA of Cucumis melo (muskmelon), 912 nucleotides long. RefSeq lists its product as uncharacterized. The transcript has a single exon. The coding region runs from base 1 to 912 and encodes 303 amino acids. NCBI's taxonomy places the organism in Eukaryota, Viridiplantae, Streptophyta, Magnoliopsida, Cucurbitales, Cucurbitaceae. The record is from RefSeq and is a predicted model, not a curated record.
AUGGAAUAUGAUCCUAUCGACUUGAACCGCAUGAAAGACAAAGAUGAUGAUUCUAUCGACUCCAACCACAUUGAAGAUGAAGAUGAUGGAAAUGAUGAUCUAAAAAUGAUGGCCGCCUGGCAGAAGGCGAUGAUGGCCGCCUGGCAGAAGGCGAUGAUGGCCGCCUCGCAGAAGGCGAUGAUGGCCGCCUGGCAGAAGGCGAUGAUGGCCGCCUCGCAGAAGGCGAUGAUGGCCGCCUCGCAGAAGGCGAUGAUGGCCGCCUCGCAGAAGGCGAUGAUGGCCGCCUGGCAGAAGGCGAUGAUGGCCGCCUGGCAGAAGGCGAUGAUGGCCGCCUGGCAGAAGGCGAUGAUGGCCGCCUCGCAGAAGGCGAUGAUGGCCGCCUCGCAGAAGGCGAUGAUGGCCGCCUCGCAGAAGGCGAUGAUGGCCGCCUCGCAGAAGGCGAUGAUGGCCGCCUCGCAGAAGGCGAUGAUGGCCGCCUCGCAGAAGGCGAUGAUGGCCGCCUCGCAGAAGGCGAUGAUGGCCGCCUCGCAGAAGGCGAUGAUGGCCGCCUCUGCAGCGCGUAUCAGGAGGCCGCCUCUGCAGCGCGUAUCAGGAGGCCGCCUCUGCAGCGCGUAUCAGGAGGCCGCCUCUGCAGCGCGUAUCAGGAGGCCGCCUCUGCAGCGCGUAUCAGGAGGCCGCCUCUGCAGCGCGUAUCAGGAGGCCGCCUCUGCAGCGCGUAUCAGGAGGCCGCCUCUGCAGCGCGUAUCAGGAGGCCGCCUCUGCAGCGCGUAUCAGGAGGCCGCCUCUGCAGCGCGUAUCAGGAGGCCGCCUCUGCAGCGCGUAUCAGGAGGCCGCCUCUGCAGCGCGUAUCAGGAGGCCGCCUCUGCAGCGCGUAUCAGGAGGCCGCCUCUGCAGCGUAUCAGAAGGCGAUGA